ACUGAAGCAGGAGUUGCUGUAAGUAACGGUGUGUUUAUACUGGUGUUUCUGUCCUAGUUUGUUUGUACACCUGUAGUAAAAUGGCAGAAGCAAAUAUUUCAGUAGCUCAGGACCAGUUCAGCUGUCCAGUCUGUCUGGAGUUACUGAAGAAUCCAGUAUCUACACCAUGUGGACACAGUUUCUGUAUGGUGUGUAUCAACAAGUGCUGGGAUCAGGAGGAUGAUAAGGGAACAUACAGCUGUCCACAUUGUAGACAAACCUUCACUCCAAGACCUGUCCUGAGGAAAAACACCAUUCUGGCUGACGUUGUGGAAAAACUGAAGAAAACAGAACUUCAAGCUUCACAAUUGAUUCAAUGUUCUGCUGGACCUGAAGAUGUGGAGUGUGAUGUCUGUACUGGGAGAAAAAACAAAGCAGUAAAAUCCUGUUUGGCCUCUUUCUGUGAAACUCACCUCCAGCCUCACUAUCAAAUUCCUGCUUAUAAGAAGCACAAGCUGGUUAAAGCCUCCAGACGACUCCAGGAUCAGAUCUGCCCUCAGCAUGAUAAACUGCUGGAGGUUUACUGUCAUACUGAUCAGCAGUGUAUCUGCAUGUUGAGUAUGCUAGAUGAACAUAAAGGACAUGAUACAAUAUCAGCUGCAGCAGAAAGAACCGAGAAACAGGUAAAAUUGGAGGAGAUGCAGAGAGAAUCGCAGCAGAGAAUCCAGAACGGAGAGGAUGAGAUUCAGAAGCUGAGAAAAGCUGUGGAGUCUCACAGGCGCUCUGCACAGACAGCAGUGGAGAACAUUGAGAAGAUUUUUACUGAACUAAUCAACUCCAUUAAGAAAAGAUGUUCUGAAGUUACAGAACUGAUCAGAGGUCAGGAGAAAGCUGCAGUGAGUCAAGCUGAAGAAUUCAUGAAGCAACUGCAGCAGGAGAUUGUAGAGCUAAAGCGGAGAAAUGCUGAACUGGAGGAGCUUUCACACAGUGAAGAUUUCUUCCAGACUUUUCCAUCUUAUUUGACCCCUGCUGGGCCUGCAGAAUCACCCACCAUCACAUUAAAUCCUCUACUCACUUACGAGGGUGUAACAAAGUCCAUGUCUGAGCUCAGAGAGAAACUAGAAGAAUUUUGUAAAGACGAGAAUAAGAAGAUAUCAGAUGGAGUGAGAAAGAUCUGGAUCAUUUCUUCACCUGAACCACAAACCAGACGAGAGUUUCUACAAUAUUUCUGUCAGUUCACACUGGAUCCAAACACAGUAAAUAAAAACCUCCGUUUGUCUGAGGAGAACAAAGUGGUGACCUGCAGUGGAACAGACCAGUGGUAUCAUGAUCAUCCAGAUAGAUUUAAUUAUUCACACCCGGUUCUGUGUAGAGAGAGUGUGAGUGGACGCUGUUACUGGGAGGUUGAGUGGAGUGGGAAUGAUGGGGUUUAUAUAGCAGUGUCAUAUAAAAGCGUCAGCAGGAAGGGACGUGGUGAUGAGUGUUGGUUUGGAUGUAAUGAUCAGUCCUGGAGUUUGUUCCUUUCUCCAUCCAGAUUUUCAUUCCUGCACGAUAACAAAAGAACGAAAAUUCCCAUAAUGCCGAGUUCCUCUAGAAUAGGAGUGUAUGUGGAUUACAGAGCAGGAACUCUGUCCUUCUACAGCGUCUCUGAUACGAUGAAGCUCCUCCACAGAGUUCAGGCCACGUUCACUCAGCUCCUCUACCCGGGGUUUUUGGUUUGUAAAGGGUCAACAGUGAACUGUCAUCCUGAAACUAGAUAAUUUUCCUCCAUAUGUCCCUAAUGUCUAGUAAAUAAAAAGGGUUGGCAACUGUGCAUAUGACAGGGGUGGCGGGAGCAAUCGCUAAUUGGAAAAAGGAGAAAUAUGCAAAAAAAAAAAAAAGAAGAAGCAAGUUUAAUAGUGUCAGACAUUCUGCUGAAAUGUUACUUUCAGCUUUAAAAAGUUCAAACCUGUAUAAGGGACUUUGUGUAAACCCCAAAUAUAGAUAAUGUUUUAGCUUAUCAAUCAAUUUCUAAUUUGAUGCCUGCAACACAUUCCAAAUAAAAUUGGGACUUGGGCAAAGUAAGACUAGGAAGAUUGUGGAAUGAUUUGAAAUAUGUACAUAAAUAACAGGUGAGGCUGUAAUAAUUGGGUUUAAAUGAAACAAUAAUGAAGGGCUCACUCAUUUACAAACAAGGAUCGGUGAAGGUUUUUCAAUUUGUGAAAAGUGUGUGGUUCAUCCAUUUAAGAGCUUUACAGUGCAUAAGGGAAUUUAGGGGUUUUACCAUCUACAGUCUGAAAAAUAAUUACAUUAUAGAUUUAAAUGUUCCAGGGGAAAUGUCUGUGUAUAAAGGACAAGGCCAAAAACUGCCUGUGAUAACUGAUCUGUCAUACAGUACUGCAUAAAAAUAAGAUGCUCGGAGAAUUAAUAUUACCACAUGGGCUUGAGAAUAGUAUGGCAAACUAUAUUCUAAUAUUUUAUUGCACUAUAUCAUUUUCCUUUAUCUAAUUAAAAGCUGCCACAUCCACACUUUUUUCCAAAACCUGCCUUUAGGUAGUAAAUGUUUCAGAAAUAGUCCUCUUAGAGGUGUUUUGAUUUGAAUGAAAAUGUUUUCAUAAUUCUGUUUAAUAAAUAAAGACAUUGUAAAUUCCAGGGA
Trichomycterus rosablanca is the source of this 2614-nucleotide messenger RNA. RefSeq names its product tripartite motif-containing protein 16-like. NCBI's taxonomy places the organism in Eukaryota, Metazoa, Chordata, Actinopteri, Siluriformes, Trichomycteridae. The record is from RefSeq and is a predicted model, not a curated record. The coding region runs from base 81 to 1739 and encodes 552 amino acids. The transcript is spliced from 6 exons. Gene Ontology annotation, molecular function: zinc ion binding; protein binding.